Molecule: messenger RNA, 3755 nt
Organism: Ictalurus punctatus (channel catfish)
Lineage: Eukaryota; Metazoa; Chordata; Actinopteri; Siluriformes; Ictaluridae
Gene: spsb4a
Product: splA/ryanodine receptor domain and SOCS box containing 4a
Exons: 3
Coding region: 585-1418 (277 amino acids)
Biological process (GO): proteasome-mediated ubiquitin-dependent protein catabolic process
Cellular component (GO): SCF ubiquitin ligase complex
Molecular function (GO): protein binding
Source: RefSeq, a predicted model, not a curated record
AAGUGUUCCCUCGUCACACCUUCUCAAGUCUUUCUCUCUUUGGUCUGUCUUUAUGUCUUUCUGUGUUGACUGUAUCCUAUUGGCUUUUGGCCAAUAACCUCUCUUUCUUUUCUCACUAUUUUUCCAAUGUUUGAAACCUUUGAGUAUUAAGUUCUCAUACAGUAGGACAGAAAGAACUGCUGAUAGUGCCAGGUGUGUAAGUGUGUAAGUGUGUGAGUUGUUUUCUCAGCUGCUUUGGCUUGAUAAGAUAAAGUGAUUAGAGAAAGAGUGCAAGACCUGGGGCUUUCUCGUAGGCUCUCCGUGCGUCACCUGUCGUCUGUUGAGUCUUUCUUCUGUCUAGUACGUGUCCCAGUGUGGGAGUGUGUGCUGUCUGAAAAUGCAGCCUUUUUUUUUCUUUUUCGGAAAAGGACCACCUCUGGAAUGAGAUCUGAAUGCUCCUUAUUGUGUCCUUGGCUUGUGUGUGUUUGAGAAGGGCUUGUGUGAAGCUAGCAUUUGCUGGCCAGAUUCAGUGGACACCAGCCUGACACCCCACGCUUUGAUGAGGUAACAGUCAACCAAUUUGCCCACCAUCCCACUGAGGAACCAUGGGCCAGAAGAUUUCAGGAAGCAUCAAGUCAGUGGACGUGAGAGGUGAGCCCUCCUACCGCCCUUUACGGAGAGAACUCCGAGGUCCAGAUUUCUUCAAGCCAGCCAGACUCGAUCUGCUGCUGGAUAUGCCAUCAGUGUCUGCUGAGCAUCAGCUACAACAUGCUUGGAACCCAGACGACCGCUCUCUCAAUAUCUUCAUCAAGGAAGAUGACAAGCUGACUUUCCACAGACACCCGGUGGCCCAGAGCACAGACUGCAUCCGAGGGCGAGUCGGCUAUACACGUGGCCUACAUGUUUGGCGCAUUCAUUGGCCCGCCCGGCAGCGGGGCACUCAUGCCGUAGUGGGUGUGGCCACAUCAGAGGCACCGCUCCAUUCUGUGGGAUACACCUCUCUGGUAGGUAGUGACAGUGAGUCCUGGGGCUGGGACCUGGGCCGCAACAAGCUCUACCACAACAACAAAAACCGACCAGCUUCAUCAGCACCCACCUACCCCAGCUUUCUUGAACCUGAGGAAGCCUUUGUGCUCCCUGACACCCUGGUGGUGGUGUUGGAUAUGGAUGAGGGGACACUUAGUUUCAUGGUGGAUGGACAGUACCUUGGAGUGGCCUUUAGAGGGCUCAAGGGAAAGAAGCUGUAUCCCAUCGUUAGUGCAGUAUGGGGACACUGUGAGAUCACUAUGCGCUACAUCAAUGGCUUGGAUCCUGAGCCCCUGCCUCUGAUGGACCUGUGUAGGAGGGCAGCGCGUCUAGCUCUGGGACGUGACCGAUUGCAGCAGAUUGAGACUUUGCCUUUACCCCAGUCUCUAAAAAAUUACCUCCAAUACCAAUGAUGUGGACAGAUCCAUGCAACACACACAGGCUCACCAAGCGCAAGCCUCCAGAUGCAGCAACUCUAGCGCCAACAACAGGGCAAAUGUUUACACUACAAUCUGAGGCUACUACCAGAGAUGUUCUGUUCCUUCCUUUUCCUUCCAAUUUUUUUUUUUAUGUUUUAACUUUCUAUAUUUUGGAUGGUAUGUAGAGGUGGACUGUGAAGUUGGAGUGUAAGGAUGCCGCAGCGCCCUCCACUGUUAGUGUCUCCGUGAAUGUUAGGGCUUGGAAUAAAAAAAGGUUAAACGACUUUGGGAAUGCUCAUUCGAGGCUCAUAGCGAGGCUUAAACAUUCCAGGAGGAAACCUUAGACGACAGACUCUGGAGCUGGAGCUGGAGCUGAAGCGGUAUCCAGUUUCAAGCAGGUCUUACCCGUGCACAAUGGCGACCUCUCACUACCUACAUUAAGACCUGAUUAAUGCGACAGUGCACUGAAGUAGCACAAACACUCCAAGCAAACAUUUUCCCUUCCCAUCUAAUUUGAGUCACUUUUCUGUUUCUGAGUGUGUACCUUAAUGUUAAGGCGAGUGUGAUUUUUUUCCCCCCAAAGUUGAUUUAUGACUAUUAUGAUACUGUUAUGAUCCUGUUACAAAUUUAGUGCUAUGUUUCAUUUUAUUUAUCUGGAUGUAAUUCCUUUUGAAUUGAAUAUGACACUGUGCAUACUAGCACAAGGACAUGAUAAAUCCAUCCCAAAUGGCUUUUUAUUUGAAACCAGGAUGCUGCUCCUUUUUUCUAUUAUUAUUAUUAUUAUUAUUAUUAUUAUUAUUGAUGCUGGUUUGUCUGCGUGAUCAAACUGGAGAUCUGCAGUAAACAGUGGAAUGUAAGGACACUGCUAAACAUUAGUAUAUUUAAAAUGUGAAUAAAUACCAAGUGAAUGAGAACAGUGUUGCAAUUUUUAUUUUGGAAUUGUUGCUGUGAAUGUGUGUGUGGAGGAAAAAGGCAUUGCCUAAAUCUAUUUACAGCAAAACUACAUACUAUAAUUAGAGAUUUUGUCAUCUCACUUCAUAAGAAAAAAAAAAGAUGCGGCCUCAGAAAUAAUAACACGAAUUUAAGAUGCUUAGCGUAGAUAUUAAUCUGUAAUGAAGUUUCCGUUAAGUCCACUGACACGAGGGUUUCUUAAAUAAGUGCAGUGACGACAGAACAUGACUCAGAGCUUUCAUCAAAUACAAUUAUUUCCUUUUCCCCCCACAUUAUUGAAUACUACCUUCCUUUCAUAUCUUAGCUAGAACACUAGAAAUAAAGCAAAAUAAUAUGUCUGUUUCUGGAUGCGACCACAAAUAAAGCUGAUGCUUUCAUCAUAAACAGCAAAAUAUAUAUUACAAUACAUAUUACGGUUGUGCUGUGGUGUAAUCUUUCUUCAGAUGAUGGUGAAGUCUCCCUAUGGGGCUAAACAAAUGUGAAAGCAGAUGCUAACUUAAUGAGUCUGAAGGCAUUUAUAGGAACUUAUCAUUGAAUUACACACUGCCUUUUUGGAGCAAUGCAAAAAAAAAAAAAAAAAAAAUCAGCAUAUAAAUAUUGUACAAUUAAGUUGAAUUAUUAUUAUUGUUUUUAUAAUAUAAUAUAGUGUGGCAUCACUAAAUAUACACUAUCUCACAAAAGGGAGUACACCCCUCACAUUUUUGCAAAUAUUUGAUUAUAUCUUAUCAUGUGACAACACUAAAGAAAUGACACUUUGCUACAAUGUAAAGUAAGUGAGUGUACAGCUUGUAUAACAGUGUGAAUUUGCUGUCCCCUCAAAAUAACUCAAUACCCAGCCAUUAAUGUCUAAACCGCUGGAAACAAAAGUGAGUACCACCCUAAGUGAAAAUGUCCAAAUCGUGCCCAAUUAGCCAUUUUCCCUCCCCGGUGUCAUGUGACUUCUUAGUGUUACAAGGUCUCAGGUGUGAAUGGGGAGCAGGUGUGUUAAAUUUGGUGUCAUCGCUCUCACACUCCCUCAUACUGGUCACUGGAAGUUCAACAUGGCACCUCAUGGCAAAGAACUCUCUCAGGAUCUGAAAAAGAAGAAUUGUUGUUCUACAUAAAAAUGGCCUAGGCUAUAAGAAGAUUGCUAAGACCCUGACACUGAGCUGCAGCAUGGUGGCCAAGACCAUACAGCGGUUUAACAGGACAGGUUCCACUCAGAACAGGCCUCGCCAUGGUCGACCAAAGAAGUUGAGUGCACGUGCUCAGCGUCAUAUCCAGAGGUUGUCUUUGGGAAAUAGACGUAUGAGUGCUGCCAGCAUUGCUGCAGAGGUUGAAGGGGUGGGGGGGUCAGCCUGUCAGUGCUCAGACCAUACGCCGCACACUGCAUCAAAUUGG